CCUCGGCCCCUCCCCUUCCUCCUCCGCCUGCCUCGGCGCCUGUCAGGAGCGUCUCGCCGAUCUCGGCCGGCCUCGUCGGGCCUCCUCCUCCUCCUUCCUUCCUUCCGUCGCUCGCUCGCUCGCUCGCUCUUUCCCCGCCCUUUUGUCGCACGAGUGGGGGGGCGACCGGAGGGGGCUCGCCGGGUGCGCGAGGGAGGGGAGAGCGAGCGGCGUCGCCAUGGGAACCCGCGACGACGAGUACGACUAUCUCUUCAAAGUUGUGCUGAUUGGAGACUCCGGAGUGGGGAAGAGUAAUCUCCUGUCCCGCUUCACACGCAACGAGUUCAACCUGGAGAGCAAAAGCACGAUUGGUGUGGAGUUUGCCACCAGGAGCAUCCAGGUGGAUGGGAAGACUAUCAAGGCACAGAUCUGGGACACGGCUGGCCAGGAGCGAUACCGUGCCAUCACCUCAGCCUAUUACCGUGGUGCUGUCGGGGCACUCCUGGUUUAUGACAUUGCGAAACACCUGACCUAUGAGAAUGUGGAGCGCUGGCUGAAGGAACUCCGGGAUCACGCAGAUAACAACAUCGUCAUUAUGCUGGUGGGCAACAAGAGCGAUUUGCGUCACCUGAGGGCUGUACCUACGGAUGAGGCCCGCGCUUUUGCAGAAAAAAACAACCUGUCGUUCAUUGAAACAUCAGCACUCGACUCAACAAAUGUAGAAGAAGCCUUCAAGAACAUCCUUACUGAGAUCUACCGCAUUGUGUCACAGAAGCAGAUUGCGGACCGGUCUGCCCACGACGAGUCUCCCGGCAACAACGUGGUGGACAUCAGCGUGCCCCCCACCACCGACGGACAGAAAUCCAACAAACUCCAGUGUUGCCAGAACCUGUGACCUCCCCGGGGCUGCCACCUGCCUCUCACGUUGCCUCUGCUCCAGACGGAAAACUCACACGCACCUUCUCCUCGCAGCAUCUCUGCUCUCCCUUCAGUGACUUUCACAGCCCUGCUCCUUCCCUUCCACCUUAAAAUAUCACCCUUAGAGCUUACAUUCCCUUGCUUCCGAAUCCUCUCGAAUGUGAUUAUUUUGGGGUUUGAAAUACAAGCAUUUAGCCGACAGAUGGGUGUCCUUGCGCGUGUAUGAGGGAACAUCUCCUGGAUGCUAAUUGCCCUGAGACCCUUGUUGACUUGUGUGUUCAUUUGGGAGAGUGGGAAGGAUGCAGGGGUGUGGGUAUUAUUAUUUUUUGUUCUAACAGAAGAUGUGACUGCCCUUGAGGGGCCCAGGAGAAGAGUUGCUCUUGUCUCUUUUGUCUGCUGGGGCAUGGCCUGGCCGGAGACAUUUUAAAUUAAAACAAAAGCCCUCUUUGGGCUUGUGGGAAACGCAGUUGGCGGUGAUCCUUGUGCGUGUGCACCCACUGUAAAUCGGUUGAAGACACCCCUCCUUUCUUGUGUUACUUGGCCUUUGUCCUUUCACUUUCCCUCCCCUCUCAUGCAGAAGUUGGUCUGGCUGUGUAGAUUUUGCGGCUGCAUUUGCCUGAAAGUCUUCAUUUUCAUUUUAAUUGUUUUUUCCAAUUUAGCUUGGGAACAAUGAAGUGUGUCUGGGUGCUGCAUCCCCCCCCCACCCCGCUUUCCCCCAAGCCGCCAGCACACCUCUGUGCAGGCUAUAUAUGAAGUGGCUUCUAAUAGUGAUUUAUUUCUGGCUUUAUGUUCAUCUGUCUAAUGUACAAUGAAGUGCCAGCCUCAUGGCUUCGUCAGAGCCUUUUGUGUGUGUGUGGUCUGUAGAAGUCACACAUCUUCACCUGUACCUGAAAUCUUUCUCCCUCCCAGAUUCUGUCUCUGCAUGUUGCUUUCUCUCUGCCCCCUCCAAUCUUUCUUUUCUCCCCACCCCCCUCCUUUUCCACUCCAUGCACAAAAAAACCCACACACCCUGGAGUGAGUGUGAAGCAAUAUUUUUCAUGCUAUGUACAUAACUCGCACUUGUGAGGUUUUUGGAAUGAUUAGUUGUAGAGAACCAUAUACUUGAUGAUAACUCCUUUUUUGUGACAUCACUCAAUGCAUCCUAGCUUUUUUUGUUAUUUGGUGACUUCCUGUGGGUCACCCUGCUUUUAAUUCUGACCGCCCUGCACUGCGGCCUCAACCCCACACUGCUGCUUCUCUCCGGUCCUGCUCACUGAAGGAUUUAAGGUUGCUCAUUUGUUUGCCCCCCUAAAACGAUCAUACUGCUCAGUAUGGUGCAACUGUAAUCGGACAUCAGCAGGGCUAAGCACCGCUAAAACUUCUUUUUAAAAAGUUAGCAGGAAAGUGGCCAGCUUGAGAUCUCAUUGGCUUCCUGACCUCCUUGCGCUGUCGGGUUUUUGGAGCAAGGGGGUUGGGGGUGAAAUAUUGCAUUGGAGCGACCCCAGUAUGGCCGUGACAAGUUAGGUGGCUGGAGGGAAGGAGGGAGGCUGUCCUUGGCCAGCUGGCAGCAGCUGUGCAGUGAUUGUGAAAUUUCUUGGAGUCUUGUCCAGUUAGAUUGGUGGGCAUGGGGUGUGUGUGUCUUGAGUGGGGGUUGACAUACUAUUUCAGCUGUUUUCCUGCUUGGGUUACAAAUAACUUAGAAGUCAAUCUGCCCCCUCCCCCAAUUCCUCUAAAUUCUCAGACAGAGCAAGACUUUUCAGCUGGUCGAGCAAAUGAACAAAAAUCUGUGUGUGUGUGUGGGGGGGCUUUUUAACCUCUCAUAUGCUCAGGAGCACCCCUAGGUGCUGGUGUGGGGGGGAAUGAAACUGAUGGCUUGUUGCUGGCUGAGCUGACAGGAGAGAGCGGCCUCUUCCCUGGUGUUUGUGGCCAGUCUUCUGAGGAUGUAGCUGGAGGGCAUCCCUGGAAGUGCCCUGAUUCCCCUCCCCUCCCCCCUCCUUUGGGUGUAGGAUCUAAAACAAUCAAGAAGUGGCCUGUGGAGGGUGGGCCAGUUCUGGAUCUAGCCUGUUGGCCAGAUCCAGUUCCUCACCCUUUGCCCAGGCCACAGAGAGGCCCUUGUGAAUCAUCGCCCGCCCGGGGGUUGGGUUGGUCCAUUGUUUUGUUUAGAGAUUGAGCUCUGUGAUAGGGAUGCUUUAAUCUGACUUGGAGUGGCCUUCCCAGUCAUCUCUCUGGGCAUGUCUCCUGGGACAGUCCUCUCUUGCUGCAUGAGGUUUGUGUCCAGCUGGCGGAAAAGGCAGCGGCGGGCUGCUCUUCUCUCAGCGCUUUUUCUCUCUCUGCCAUUUCCUUGUGUUUGGAGAGGGAUUUGUUUUUCCUCUGGCCUUCUCUGCCCUCAGUGCAAACACAGGCCGUUCUUGUGCAUCUGGAAAGCUGCACCGUAACUGAUGAGGGAGAUUGGAGUCUUGGCUGGAUGUAGAGCGGAUGCAUGCCCACCCCGCACCCCCGCUUUAAGAGAGCCCUGCGCCCAUAACGGCUUUGAGACGACUUCCGAGUUAAGACCAGUGUUCCAGCUCAGCCUCUCCCAGGUAGGCUACAGAUACAUUGGGCGGCGGUCCUCUCAUUUCUUGGGAGUUGCAGGAGCCAGUGUGAGAAAAAGAGGGGCUUCUGUGUUGGAUUAAAAGUCACCUUUCAUAGCCACUGGGCUCCCGCUUCCGCUGAAUCAGUCUUGCCAUGAGCUGGCUUUGGGCUGGUAGCAAGGGUUGCUUCUUCCCGUGUCAUUUGGCCGCUUGCCUUUUGCCGGGGAGUAAUCCCAAGAUGCUCUAAAAGAAGCUGUGGGCACCCCUUUCUUUUUGGGUGCCCAAGGAUGAGGUUAAUGCGGUGUAGGGAGAGAAGGGAAGCAGGGCGAGAGGCAUUGUAAGAAACCGUUGCUUGAGUUCUGAGCAACUGCUGGAAGGAGAAUAAAUUGAGCUACUUGGCACCUCCCCAUGCUCCCUUUUUAAGAACGGCGGUUCCGCCGCAGCGUGCCUCCCUUCCAUGGGCAGCCCCGUGCAAGGCACUGAGGGCCCCCGCUUCCUGUAGUUGCACUCCCAUGCCUUCACGUGAGGUGAUCUUCUCCCCCCUCAACGCACGCACCACCCACAUCCACAAACACUCUUCUUGGGAGAGACUUGCCACCGCCCUGCACCCUAUUGCACCUGUUAGCAUCCUUGGGUAGGUGGAGCCUCCAGGCCUGGGGAAGAAAAAGCAGCUUCCAUGGGGCUUUCCCCCUUUGCCUGGAGGGUAGAAGCUGGGUUUCCUUGGGCAAGAGAACAGUGAAACAGUUAGAAAGCAGCCGAGCUGUGCCUGGGAGCCCUUUCAGUGGUGUCUAACGUCUGCGUCGUGCUUCUUUCAAAAUGUGCUCAGAGAAGUGGUUUCCGUGACACACUCCUCCCCGCUUCUUUUUCUCUCUCUUGCAGAGUAUCUUUAUCCACUCCGGCGUGUCGGAGUUCCUCUGAGGGAACAGGGAUGCUGGCACUGUGGUGGUUUGCACUCAGCAGCAGGAUCCAACCCCCUUGAGCUCUUAUCUCUCCCCUCCCCCAGUGUUGAGGCUCAGAUAGGGUAGCAAAGCAGAGGCCUUUCUGGCUCUUUACUGUUUUGAGGAGGGAAAUACAUAAACAAGCCCAUGCGAGUGUCUCUUGCUUUGGGGAUCCAGCAAGUACUGCGGCUUGGAAUAUGUGGCAGGUUGCUGGCAAGUUUCUGGAAAGGCAGUGAAGUCUCUACCUUGGCUUGCUUGCACAACCCCCCCAGGGCCAGUAAAUCCCUCUGCAGAUCACUGGAUGGCUUUGGGCUAUACUGCGGGUGGGGAAGGGGGUUUCAUUUGCCUCCUGGUGACUCUUCUGUUAAAAGUGCAAUUCCCUCUGUAAAUACUCAUUUGAUUUUUGUGCAUGGUUAUUAUGUAUUGUGGAUAUAUAAAGAUUGCCAAAACCAAAUGAUG
Messenger RNA from Rhineura floridana, 4843 nucleotides. RefSeq names its product RAB11B, member RAS oncogene family (gene RAB11B). The transcript is spliced from 5 exons. Gene Ontology annotation, molecular function: GTPase activity; GTP binding. Gene Ontology annotation, biological process: constitutive secretory pathway; regulated exocytosis. The record is from RefSeq and is a predicted model, not a curated record. Bases 218 to 874 code for a protein of 218 amino acids. NCBI's taxonomy places the organism in Eukaryota, Metazoa, Chordata, Lepidosauria, Squamata, Rhineuridae. Gene Ontology annotation, cellular component: recycling endosome.